GGAGCGUUGAACCAGGAACCGGUGCAGUGGAACCACGACCGUCAUUCCACGAUACACCACCGACAGGUACACCUGAGUCCAAAAAAAAAAGACAGUACGGAAUCGUUGUGUGUAAACUAUUAUUUUGUCCGUGAAGAUGCGUAGAUAGCAACGGACACGUAAUUCGUCGCAUGCAAUAUCGCGGAGGCUACAACCAGGACAAGUAAUCGCGUGGAUCCACGCGAUCGAUCGAUAGUGAAUCAAAAUGAACAGUUCGUGACCUGUUGCUUCAGAAGAUAACAUGGAGAAAGUGAAAGAAAAUGGACAGAUUGAUAAGGAGCACAAAAGUACAAAGAGUACGCUCUGGGCUUAUUUCUUCUGGUUGUUCGGCGGACUCUUCGGAGCGCAUCAUGUGUACCUUGGCAGAGACGAUCAGGCUUUCGUGUACAUCAGCACAUUCGGUGGUUACGUGGGGUGCGGUUUCCUUAGGGACAUUUACAGGAUACCCGCCUACGUGGCGGAUGCGAAUGACGAUCCGGCGUUUAUCGAGGAUUUUAAGCGCAAAGUCAGGGCCAAUCGAAAGCCGCCGUUUUCCGGCGUGCGAUUCGCGGCAGAAACCGCGGUCGCCUACUUAUGGGCCGAGCUGUUCAACAGCGCGAUCCCGCAGGAAGAGAUUUACGGUAUUAAUUUCAGGCAUUUGCUGAUCCUAAUACCGGCCGUGGUUGCGCUAGGUGUAUGGGUAGUCGGAAAUAUUGGCCGAGAGCAAGGUUCAAUAUGGGCAGCGCUUGUCACAGCGUAUCUAUUUUAUCCGACCUUGUAUUACAUCGGCGACGACACUAUGUGGAUCUUUCUCAUGGUGGUUAUCUCAAGCCUGGCCUUCGAUUCCUUCAGCAAGCAAUGGCGGCUGAAACCGAGAAAGAAAAGAAGCUUCAUCCGGCGAAUGACGUACUUAAGUUUAGCAGUCAUGGUCUUGUUCGCCGUGAUCGGCAGCUACUUAUACUUCAACGCGAUUAUCACAGAUAGCGAAGGAGAGGAAAUCAAGCUGUCCGAGGCGGUGCAACAUUUCCUCACCUCGCCUAUCUGGACGGAAUUCAAGGCAAGUCUAGAGGCCACGUGGAACCAAGCGAGGCACCAAGGUUUUUGGGCAACGUGGGCGCAACUGGUGGACCUCACGGAUCCUCGAGGAGAGAUUAACGCUUACAAAGUCCUGGGUCUCUCGCAAACCGCUUCGCAGAAUGAAGUCACGGCGCGAUGGAGAACUUUGUCCAGGGACAAUCAUCCUGACAAGAUUAAAGGUACGGAGGAGGAAAGACAUAGGGCUCAGGAAAAGUUCAUGGAGAUUCAACAGGCGUAUGAGAUCUUGUCUCAGGCCAAGAAUCGGCGGAACCGACGGAACCGUCGUUCCGAGGAUGCCUAAGUCGCGCGCACUUUUGUUUCGUGGGAUCAAUAAAGAACAAUAGAAUCAACAAAAUAAUUCUCCAAUUAUACGCAGAUCUCAACCGUCCAUAAUCAAAAGA
This is a messenger RNA of Solenopsis invicta (red fire ant), 1496 nucleotides long. RefSeq names its product dnaJ homolog subfamily C member 22 (gene wus). Bases 281 to 1396 code for a protein of 371 amino acids. The record is from RefSeq and is a predicted model, not a curated record. NCBI's taxonomy places the organism in Eukaryota, Metazoa, Arthropoda, Insecta, Hymenoptera, Formicidae. The transcript is spliced from 5 exons. Gene Ontology annotation, biological process: endocytosis. Gene Ontology annotation, cellular component: plasma membrane; early endosome.